UACUUAUACGUGUUAUAUUUGAAUUUGAUCUGCUAUGAUAUUGUGGUUAUCGUGCAACCGACUCUUCUGAGUCAUAUAACAUGGAUAAAGAAAAAAGCCAGAAACUUAAACGUUUGGCUGAGAAACUGGACUCGAAGUUAUCCACAGCUAUUCAGCUGACGCUGGAAAUAGUGCCAAUACACAACAUAUUGCUAGAGGAACUAUCGGAACUCAAACUUGUUCCAGUCGGAAGUUCUCAAGAUGGGUCUAAGGUGAACACCCCCUUCGACGCUGGUGACGUGGAUAUUAUGCUUAUUGAAACGAAGAAGCUUUUAUCAGAAUCGCUGUUUCGCUAUGUUAAAGAUCACCCUGCGUCCCUUUGGUUACCUUGUAAGAACAAAGCACACAAGGAGUAUUUUAAGGACAUAACUUUAAUUGAAGGUCAGUAUGUCCCAGUGACUGCGCUGAGACAUAUCAAAGACAAAUACGAAGAACAAUUAAACGCCGACAUCAACAGGAAAGUACAAAUCGGUGCAUACAUUUCUGAAGAUAGAAUCAAUACCAUUUGGCGAUCGAAAGUGGGUUAUAAAUAUGAAUCGACGCAAGCUGGAGACGACACGGGCAACACAGAAGAAAAAUCUCUUGAAUUCGAGAUAUGUCUGUCCGCAGAAAUUGUUCCUGCUUUUUCGUUUGAAGGAUGGCCAUUUACAGCGAAUGAAUGGAUUAACAGAAAAAGAGAAUGGCCAUCAGAGGAUGUCGUCAAGAAGGUUAUUGACACGGGCUGUCAGAUUAUUGCUAGGCAGCCCUUAGACAACGGAAUAGAUUCAACAAGCAUUCCUGAGUUUAUAGAACGAGAUCUCGAGGCAAAUCAGAAAUACGGCAAUAUUCCUGAUACACAAACAAAUGAAAUCAUAUUAUACGAGCGCAAUGAUCAAAAUAACGCGGACAAAGCUGAAGGCGAUUCACAUGAAGAAAAAGAACAAAUCGGUGCAUACAUUUCUGAAGAUAAAAUCAAUACCAUUGGGCGAUCGAAAGUAGGUUAUAAAUAUGAAUCGACGAAAACUGGAGACGACACGGGCAACAUAGAAGAAAAAUCACUUGAAUUCGAGAGAUGUCUGCCCGCAGACAUUGUUCCUACUGUUUUGUUUGAAGGAUGGCCAUUAACAGCGAAUGAAUGGAUUAACAGAAAAAGAACAUGUCCAUCAGAGGAUGUCGUCAAGAAGGUUAUUGACACGGGCUGUCAGAUUGUUGCUAGGCAGCCCUUAGACAACGGAAUAGAUUCAACAAGCAUUCCUGAGAUUAUAGAACGAGAUCUCGAGGCAAAUAAGAAAUACGGCAAUAUUUCUGAUACACAAACAAAUGAAAUCAUAUUAUACGAGCGCAAUGAUCAAAAUAACGCGGACAAAGCUGAAGGCGAUUCACAUAAAGAAAACGAAAAAGAUGGCUAUUUCCGUUUGUCAUUUUCUCGAGGCGAACUUGUCCUGGUCAAAAGCCUCUCGGAGCUGCAAGUUUUAUGUUGGCGUGUCUUAAAAGCCUACCAGAAAGCUUAUUUAGAGACUCAGCCGCAAGUUUUGACAUCGUAUCACUGGAAAACGGUAUUCUUCUGGGUCGUAGAAGAGACAAAGCCAAGCUUUUGGAACGAGGAAAAUAUAAUGAAUGCUGUUUUGAAAAUGCUUGAUAGGAUGAUUGUUUGCAUCGAAAAACGCUUUCUCCCUUUAUAUUUUGUUCGAACCCAAAACUUAAUAACGUCAAAAAACGAAGAAGCGAUAGAAAAAGCACUCGCAAAGAUUAAAUUUAUACGUGAAAAGCCAAUUGAAAGACUCCGACAGUUUCUUAACAACCCUCCAAAACCGGACAUUGAAAAAUCGGAAAAACAACCUGCGAAACCUCAAAAACCAAUGACAGUUCUGGACGUUCUUAAUGAAAAAUUCAAUGACAACAACGCAGAUUUGUUCAGCGGUCCUGAAAAAGAUGUAAUGGAUCUUUUAAAAGAAACUUUGUCACUUGCCAACUACAGGGGAUCUCUUCAAACCGAUGAACUAAACGAAUCAGUACUAAUAUGCUCGGAAGAAACUCCAGAGAGCCAGAAGUCAUCUACAGAGCAACAAGGUCAGCAAAUGGAAAUAAAUGUGAGACAAACAUUUGUUGAUGUAUUUCAUCAGCUGACAGGUUCAUUAUAUCCAGAAGAUGUACUUAAUAGAAACCAAAGCGCAUCCGGAAUACCGGAAAGCGCGAUACCAAACGUGGAAUCGGUACUGAAGUUAGCAGGGGAAAUUUUGAAGAUGCUGAGUGGGGGAGAGAGUAAAGAAGAUGACCCAGACCUUGGUCGGAUUCUUGUCAAAUUGAUGAACCAAAAUCAGAAUCGCAAUGAAAGCGCACCUAGUGAUACAAAUAAUGCGUUCGAUUUUGGGAACUUAAUGGCCAAUAUGCAACAAUUGAUGAGGGAAGAAAUUGAAAGGCAAGAGAGGAGAAAUCAUACUCAGGGUGCUGAGGGUUCAUCUAAUGAAAAAUAAAGAGAAAAUCACAUAGGUUUCGAUAUCAAAGCGUCAUUUGUUUUUUAAGUGUACGUGCGUCGAGACAUUUUAAAAAUAAAAAGAAUUUUCGAGGCCAGACAUUUUAACUAACAUAUGACAUACACAAAGUGCGAUUUAGUGAACGAGAGUACUACCGGUUAGUUAUCUAAUUGUUAGACAUUUGAAACUUCGUUUAAGCGUUUCAUCAUUAGACUCAAAAGUGAUUUAUAUAUGAACAUUUUUCUUGAUUAAUGCUAUUUGAUAUACUACAAUCUGAUAAACGAAAUAUUUUAUUGAGGUAUAAUUGUUUUCUUAAACAUCAUGGUUUAUAUCACAAACGCUUUAAAGGCGUCAAAUCAAACUUUUCACAAGUUAUUUAUUUCACUUCUUGCGCUUGCAUUUUUUAUUCUUAAGCACAAUACGCUAAAAGCUGAAAGCUUUAACUUAACUUAUUUCGAACCUUAGCACAGAAUACUAGCUCUAACUUAAACGUAGUAACGGCCUCAUAGGUUCGUUUGAUUUUUUUGUUACAUGAUAUCAUAUGUUUCAUGUUCUUUUGCUUAAUAAUUCUUGAAUAGCAUAAACGUUAAGAUCGAUGCAAACUGCAACGUUGAUUCGAAAGUGCUCAAUAAUAUCAACAAUAUUUUUGCGAAAGACAAUUCUAUACAUAAUAUGGCUUUUUCAUUUACGUGAUGGCCUUAGACGGGCCAAAUCACCGUGGCCAUAAACGGCCUAAGCUUCGAUCACUUGAUUGAAUAAAAGAAGCGUACGAUUUAGCAAUAUUGUUUUCAAUUCGAAUCGCAUAUGGCCGCUAUUUGAUUGACUAUAUAAACAUUAUAUCAUUCAUCAAUGGCCAAAGCAGUUAUUUAAAAUAAUACCAUAAGUCACAAAGGAUGACAUAUUUUUUCCAAUCAGAACGUUCGGUCGAUAAGUUGUCACUGUUUGUGGAUAGCAAAGAAGCGUCCGACUGGGGAUGAUUUUAAUGAGAUUACAAUUGCCAGCCAUGGUAAAAAAGAACCUGGUCGUUGACGUCGGGCCAUCCUAGCAACAGUUGCAGGCGAACGUUUUAUUUACUCGUUCUCUCGACUUAGUUACUCGUUCUCAUGAUUUAAUAUAUCGCGGAAAUGCAUAUUUAAGUUGAUUUACCGAGAUAGAUAUUCGUGGCAAUUUUAUUUGUCGUAUUCAUUUCCGUUCUACUGAUUUGUAACUCAAGGUGCAGGGUCACGUGACCUGGUGGGGUUCCCAAUUAAACGUUUAUUGAUGUUAACCCACCGGUAAGUGUUCUUAAAAAAACUUCUUUAUUAAGAAUUUCAACUAGUGCAUACACGACAUAAUUUUAUGCUGCUUAUGGAAAUUUGAAAAACAUCAAAAUAACUUAUUUUAUAAGCCUGUGCUUUAAAAAAAAAGUCCAAUUGUACUGCACGGUUAUGCUUCACACAACGUGAAAUGUUGCCACCGAUUUCAGACGUAUUCAAGAAUUGAUUCUUAUACCAUAAAAUAUCGGCACACACUGCAAGAAAAACUAUCCCAUAUGCACUAAUGAUUCUUGCAAUGUAUUUCAAAAACAUAAAAUAUUUUUAAAAAUGAAGUUCUUACCAUUUUUUGAAAUUCUGUCCAGCCCGUGUGUAAUACCCUGAAAACCACGUUGAUUCUGCACCCUGAACAAUGAAAACAAAAUAAAUGUGUUAAGGAUUCGUCAUGUACACAAUGCUUCGUGCCAUCACACAUUGCAAACUAACCUUGGGUAACGUUUAUGUGUUAACAACUUAUUUGCCAUUGUAUUUUGUGUAACAAGGAAAUAACUUUUUGCGUUCAAAUUAAUCAGCUAGAUUUGCGAUUUAGACCUAAUGAAAAUAUGAAAAUGGAGCUCACGUAAUUUAAGUUAAUUAGGGUAUUGUUUGAGGGAAAUGUUUUUUUAUGCACCCCAGUGCCCCGUUGCUUCGCUGGAACUGCAGCUGUAUAUGACACUUAAGAAUAUACUGUACCAAACUAUGACUUGACACAUACUGAUUGUGUGUGAUAUAAUCCACAAAAUAUCACCGUCUGCACAGUUAUAAUUACAACUUUGUUUGAAGUUAAAGAAACAAUUUUACAUGAAAAAUCUUGCAUUCAAUAUUCAGCAAGAAGAACUGAUAGUAAAAACCUUGCCAGUUGACCUUACGCUGUUCUUUACAUGGUGAGUUCAUCACUACAUGUAUCUUUGUAACGCAGUGGUACACAGCCCUUGUAAAUGAUAACAUAUAUAUUCUGUGAUUAUAUGUGUGAAAUCAGGUCGCGUAAUGAGCUUUAAAACUAGUCGGAUAACAAAAUGGGGGGGGGGGGGGUAACAAAUAAACCAGACGCAGGUAUGGCAAAUCUUGCUUAAAAGCAUACACAAUGUCUCAAAAUAACGGAAGUAUAUAUAUUACUUAUAAUUUAGAACUGCAAUAACACUUCGCUAUAUAAUGUUAUUGCGUGAUUUACUUAUUGUUAAAAGUAUGUUUGUUUAUCGGUUCAUUUAUUAAAGGUACAUUUAUUAUGCUUCUACGUAAU
This is a messenger RNA of Dreissena polymorpha, 5024 nucleotides long. RefSeq lists its product as uncharacterized. The transcript is spliced from 2 exons. NCBI's taxonomy places the organism in Eukaryota, Metazoa, Mollusca, Bivalvia, Myida, Dreissenidae. The coding region runs from base 81 to 2492 and encodes 803 amino acids. The record is from RefSeq and is a predicted model, not a curated record.